AACAUAUCUACAUCCUGUGUGACUUUGAAUACAGUUCCUAUCAGUAAGCCUUACCUCCUGAUGAGUGAUGUAUCUCCAGUGGAGGGAUCUACAAUGUGGAUGCACUGCAAUCUGGAAAACGGGACCCGGCCGAUCCAGUACGUGUGGCAGCAUGAGACCAGCAGCAGCAACUUCUCAACCUUUGCACGGGGCAACAACAAGGUUAUCAACGUGACCAACGUCAACCGCAACCACACCGGCUGGUACCGCUGUGUGGCCAGCAACCCCAUCAACAGCGAAAGCUCUAACCGGGUAAAGCUGGACACCAUCUUUGGCCCGGACAUCCCUAAGAUAGACGUGACUCCGUACAGUAUAACGGAGCGGGGAUAUUCAGCCCUGGAGAGAGAGACUGUUUCUUUACUGUGUCAAGCCCAGUCUUACCCGGACAGUCAGUACGUCUGGUUCUACAACAACUCCCAGAUCUACACCGGGCCGCACUUAACAAUCUCCAAGAUCCUUCGCAUGCACACUGGCGACUACGCCUGCUUGGCGCAGAACACCUACCUCAACACCCGCUCCAGAAAAACCAUCAGCCUGACUGUCUACUACCCACCCGAUGGCUCCCCCUCCUGUUCUGUGGAGCCGGCUCUGAAUCACACCUCUCUGAGACUGCUCUGCUCCUGGCUCGGUGGGUUUCCCUCCCCCUCCCUCCAUUGGACCGGACACCUGAAACGAGCGGGACAAGCCGAGGCCGACACAGGGCAGCAAACAGAUCCACUGACCAACACUGCCAUCUUGCUGCCAUCUGAAGGCCUGACUUCCAACAACAGCUUGUUCACUUGCUCUGGCUCCCACCUGGCACUCAAACAGUCGACAGAGUGCAGCACACGCACAUAUAUUCCCCCUGCAGAGCCGGUGUGUUUUGCCUAUGUGACUAACACUAAGCAGUAUCUGAUGCUGUCCUGCUCCUGGGAUGGAGGGGCCCCGAAAGCCUUGGUGUGGUGGGAGGGCCCGGGUGGUCAGAGCAAAGGCGGGGAAGAAAACUCCAACAUCCUGAUCCUUCGCUACGGCACCGCCCACAGUGGAAAACCCUACACCUGCCAUGUUAAACAUCCUCUUCUGGUCCAAACCAAAACCUGCAGGGUCACACUGGAUGCUCCUGUGUUGCAGACACGGCACAGAUUUGUGUCUGUAUACGAGGGAAGCGAUGUUAAGCUCACCUGCAACCUGAGAGCCAACUACCUUCCCGUCAGUGAAAUCACCUGGUUUAACAAUCAGGGUGUGGGCGUCCAAGAUACCUCAAAGUACGCACUGUUGCGAACAUCGGCAUGGGCCAAUCUGACUGUGAGAGACACUGAUGAGACUCAAGACAGCGGCGAGUACAGGUGCACCACUUCCAACGCAGUGGGAGGAACCGAAAUCAAUGUCACUUUAGUGGUUAAGAGGCACCCUGUGCCACCCAACGCGACCCUGGUCAAGGUGGUUUACAACAGCCGACUGCGUAACGAGGUAGAGCUGGAGUGGCAGGUAGAGAACGAAGAGGGAGGAGGUUGGACGGGUUUCAUCUUGCAGCACCGAUGGGUGUCAGAGCGACCAGGAAGGAGAGGCAGCAGCCACAAUGAUUCAAAAGAGGACACGAAUAAGGAGGAGAGGAUCGGUCCACCAGUCUGGUACCGUAACAUCAUCCAGGACCCAGAAGCCAGGAGUCACACAGUAGGGAGACUGACACCCACCGCCACCUACCAGUUCCGCAUCACACCGGUCAACCACCGCACCGUCGGACACCCUUCUGCAGCAAAGACUCCAGCGGAACCACGCUACAAUGUGUACCCUGCUGUGAUCGGAGCAGCUAUAGGCGGGAUGUUAAUUGCAGCCUUCCUCACAGCGCUGCUGCUCGUGUUCAUAGUCCGCAACCGCAACAACAAUCCUCGACUACACGACAUGCUGUUUGGUUUGCAGCACAGCCAGUCAAGGGAAAACAUCAACUUCCCAGACGAUGAGGUGGUAGGCAGGUCGGAGGGAGGAAUAGAGGAGAUCGGUGGAUCAUCCAGUCCAGGUCCAACCAUGGCUUUACCCCGAGCAUCCUCACCCCUAGCCGCCAGCCAAGCCUCUCCCCCUGAAGAAGAGCCUGUCAGCGUCACCAUCACCGUCAAGGCUACAGGCUCAUAGUCAUACAUCUAUAUCACAGACUCCUUUGGUGGUAAUUUUACCUGGAAUUAGUAGUAUUGUAGACACUUUGUGCACAAU
Messenger RNA from Sebastes umbrosus (honeycomb rockfish), 2226 nucleotides. Its product is annotated as V-set and immunoglobulin domain-containing protein 10-like 2. The transcript has 10 exons. NCBI's taxonomy places the organism in Eukaryota, Metazoa, Chordata, Actinopteri, Perciformes, Sebastidae. The record is from RefSeq and is a predicted model, not a curated record. Gene Ontology annotation, molecular function: protein binding. The annotation marks the transcript as partial.